Schistosoma bovis is the source of this 4852-nucleotide messenger RNA. The record is from the annotation of a GenBank genome assembly. Lineage: Eukaryota; Metazoa; Platyhelminthes; Trematoda; Strigeidida; Schistosomatidae.
AUGUCUUCCGUCAAAGUUGCUGUCCGUGUAAGACCAUUUAAUAGGAGAGAGAUUCUAAUGAACAGUGAAUGUGUCAUAUCGAUGUCGGGCCAAUCUACAAGUAUUAGAAAACCAAACUCUAAAGAACCUUCUAAAGUAUUUGAAUUCGACUACAGUUACUGGUCACAUACAGAUAAAUCGGAUCCAUUAUACGCAGAUCAAAAACAAGUUUACAAUGAUAUUGGUAACGAUGCUCUUAACCAUGCCCUUGAAGGAUAUAAUGUGUGCAUAUUCGCUUAUGGUCAAACAGGAUCAGGAAAAUCUUAUACUAUGAUGGGUAAACCAGGUGUUGAAGGUCAAGAGGGUAUUAUACCACAAUUAUGCCGUGAUCUUUUCAAAAAAUUGAACAGAACAACUUCUGGUCAAAUCAUACAACAUAUGGUUGAAGUAUCAUAUAUGGAAAUUUAUUGUGAACGUGUAAGAGAUUUACUGGAUCCAAAAAGUAAAGGAAAUUUACGUGUAAGAGAGCAUCCUAUUCUUGGACCAUAUGUUGAAGAUUUAUCAAAAUGUGCUGUUAUCUCAUUUGAUGAAAUUAAUGAAUUGAUUGAUGUGGGUAAUAAAGCAAGGACCGUUGCUGCUACUAAUAUGAAUGAAACAAGUAGUAGAUCACAUGCUGUCUUCACAAUAGUUGUAACGCAAAAAAUUGAAGAUUUAUCGUAUGGUACAACAAGCGAAAAAGUCAGUAAAAUAAGUCUAGUUGAUUUGGCUGGAAGUGAAAGAUCAGAUGCUACAGGAGCAACUGAUAUUCGUUUAAAAGAAGGAGCAAAUAUAAAUAAAUCACUUACAACACUGGGAAAAGUAAUUGCUGGAUUAGCUGAUAUGAGCUCAAAACGAAGAAAGAAGACUGAUUUUAUACCAUAUCGUGACUCUGUACUUACUUGGUUAUUAAAAGAAAAUCUUGGUGGAAAUUCACAUACAACAAUGAUUGCAGCCUUAUCACCAGCGGAUGUAAAUUUUGAUGAAACUUUAUCAACUCUACGUUAUGCAGACCGUGCUAAAAGUAUUGUAUGCAAGGCAAUUAUCAAUGAAGAUCCAACAGCAGUUUUAAUUAGAGAAUUAAAAGCUGAAGUAGCACGUUUAAAGCAAAUUCUGAAGAUGGAAGAUCAAAUGAAAACCUCUAUUACCAUUGGAACUUCACCUAUAACAAAUCAACAUUCUACAGAAACAUUUAUAUAUGAAGAUGAAACAACUUUAGAAGCAUUAAAAGCUUCUGAAAAGUUAAUUGCUGAAUUAAAUGAAACAAUGGAGAUGAAACUUAGAAAAGCUGAAAAACUCAGAGAACAAAGAGAAAAUGAAUUAAUGGAAAUGGGAAUAGCUAUUCAUGAUGGUGGUGUCAGAGGUGUAUUUUCUCCAAAAAAUACUCCACAUUUAGUGAAUCUGAAUGAAGAUCCAGCCAUGUCAGAAUGUCUUAUUUACUAUCUUAAAGAAGGAAAAACUAUAGUUGGCCGAUUGGAAUCUGAAUCAAGAGUUGAUAUUGGAUUAAGUGGUCCACUUAUUCAUAAUGAACAUUGUAUUUUCUAUACUGAAGGAAGUAUGGUUGAAUUUGAGCAGCUUAAUGAAGCUGAAUGUUAUGUAAAUGGAAGUCUAGUUACAAAACGCAUUCAACUUCAUACAGGAGCUCGUGUAAUUUUAGGCAAAAGUCAUGUGUUUCGUUUCAAUCAUCCACUUCAAAGUCGCGAGAAAAAGAAUCUUCCCGUCGAUAUGUCAGCAAGUGUUACAGAACCAAUUGACUGGAAUUAUGCCAUCAGUGAAUUAUUAGAAAAACAAGGUGUUGAUUUAAGAAAAGAAGUUGAAAAUCGUCUAAUACAAUUAGAAGAACAAUAUCGUCGUGAGAAAGAACAAUCUGAUCGAUUAUUUGCUGAACAGCGAAAAGAGUAUGAAGGUCGAAUACAAAGUUUGCAAGAACAAGUUGAACGUCAUUCAAUGUUAGAAUCUACGAUCCAGGAAGAAAUAGUUGGUGAAACGGAACAUAAUGAAAAUAUAUAUGAUUGUAAAUGGGGAGAUCGUGAAUAUGAAUUAGCUCGAUGGGUUUUUAAUAAAUGGACUAAUCAUCAAUUUACAUCACUACGGGAUCAAUUAUGGGAAAACGCUGUCUAUCUUAAAGAAGCAAAUGCACUAAGUGUAGAACUAAAUAAAAAGGUUCAAUUUCAAUUUGUUUUAUUAACUGCUACACCAUAUACACCUAUUCCAAAUGAAUUAAAUCCUUUGGAUAAAUCAAAUUAUGAUUCAUGUGAAAAUCAAUGCAGUGAAUGUUCAUCCAUACAAAGUUUACCGGAAGUAGAAAAUGAAAUAAACCAAUUAUCUAAUUCAUAUUGGUAUUCAUUAGAAAGAAUCUAUAAAAAUAAACUAAAAAAUCCAACUAUUUUAGUUAUAGAAAUUCGUGAUCUUUUAAGUAAUGCAAUACAAUAUUGGAGUUUGAAUACAUUUCAACGUCGUCUUCAAGCAAUGCAUGAUUAUUAUGAAGCAGAGACAGCAUUUUCUCCAACACUGAAAACUACUGAAUAUAAUACACUAAAUGAGAAACUGUAUAAUUCCAAUGAUAAUGAAAUGCCAUUCAAUGACAUUAAAAAGGAUCCAUUUCGAAAUGAAUUUCCUUGGUAUCAUAAAAUUGGCAGAGGUCUGUUAUACUUAAAGAAUUUAUACUAUGGGAUUCCAAUGACCAGUCAAGUCACUUUGUUAAAUGAACAUAGCACAAUAACUGGUAUUUUAACUAUUGAGGUUCAACCUAUUCUUAAUUUAAACCGAUCUGAAAAUAAAAUGACAAAUGAUCAAGCUAAUAGUCAAUAUGAAGUUAAUGUAAAAACAAAUGAAUGUGAUGAAUUGGAAAUUGUAUUUGAUAACUUACAAUAUAUUAAAUGGCGAUCUUCAUUGUCACCUGAAAAGAGUUUUAAAACAAAUAAUUAUGAUAUCAAUGGAAAACUUAUUGGUAUAUCAAAAGAUAAUUGUUUAUUUGAUCAGAAAGAAAGUUUGAAUAAACAAUUCAGUGAUUAUGAUAAAGAGAAUGAAUUGAGAUGUAGACGUCGUUGUCAGUUUUCUCAUGAAUCAACAUUGACCGACCAUCAGAAAUCUAGUGAAGAAUGGAUAAUGGAUUCUUUACAAUUCUCAGAAAAUGAUUUACCUAAUUUCUUAAAGCUUGGUGAAAUAUUCAAAUUUCGUAUUAAUAUUUUAAAUGCAAAGAAAUUCAAUUCAUCUUUUACUGAUAUUUUUUGUCAGUAUAGAUUUCAACAUCAACAUAAUGAAGUUUUUUCAACGGAUACUGUACAAUAUAAUAUGGAAAUAGAUGGUGUUAAUAUUAUGCAAUCACAAAAUUUCAAGGUGAUAAAUACCGUUGGAUUUCUCGAUUAUAUUCUUAACUAUCCACUGGAAUUUGAUGUUUAUGGACAUUUUGUCGAAAAAACCUCAGAAGAUCCUCAAAUACCAAGUACUCAAAAUGUUUUAAAGUGUUACCGACAUUGUGUGCCUCCAACCCUCCCGAGUUCAGCCCCUGUACCUCCGUUACGUUUGUCCAAUUCAGAGACAUUUAAAAGUUCUGAAAUAGUUCAACGUUAUGAUAUACUUGUAUGGUUUGAAAUAUUAGAAUUAAAUCGUAAUGGAGAGUACGCACCUGUCCCAGUUGAUCGACUAGACGAAACUCCAUGUCAAGGAGUGUUUCUUAUUCAUCAAGGAAUUCAAAGACGUCUAGCAAUAACUUUGGUACAUGAAUUUCUUGAUCCAAUAAAAUCUGAUAGAAUAGACAAUCAACUGAAUUGUUCACAUACAUGUCUUUUUCAAGGAAUACAUGAAGUAGUCGUUGGUCGAGUACGUGAAAAUCCCGAAUGGUUAGAUUCAGAUGAGCAUACGCAUAUCUUAUCACUUUCGUUAUUGCCCGCUCAACAAAUACAUGAAACAAGCAGUGAUCGUAUAUCGUUUCGAUUUGAAGCCGCAUGGGAUUCAUCACUUCAUGCCUCAAAUUUAUUAAAUCACGUUACACCAUACGGACAACGUGUCUACAUGACAGUGUCAUCCUAUUUGAAAGUAGAUGGUUGCCGUCGACCGGUUUGUAUGACAAAAGAUAUCGCAAUGAUUGUAUUGCCCAGAGAAUCUAAAUUUAUGACACCAAGGUCUUUAUGGUCGAUUUGGAGUGCAUUUUCCAAAAGCUUGGAAGCAAAUCAUGUCACGUCUGUAUAUGAUUUACAGCUUGGACACACUGCAUCAAAAAAAGUUUCCCAAUUGACUGUAAAUAUGAAAGAAAAAAUAUUUUUAAGAACAAUAAUCGUCAGUUACUGAGAGAGAUUUCCAUUACCAAUAAAGUUUUCGUGAAGUUUUAUUCGCAGAGCUUAUUGAUACUAAGAACACCAGAAACUGUUUAGCUUGGUCCUCAAGUGAAUUAGCAAUCAAUAAAUAUAUCGAAAUAGAUCAGAAAAACCAUGGAUCAAGAAUCAGGUCAAAGGGUGAAACGAUGACAGGCUAAAGGCCAAUAAUAAAUAAUCAGGAUCAAGGUCGAUAGGACAAGCUGUUGAAUAUAUGUGGGGAAAUUGGAAUACCUCACUUUUGCCUGAUUUUUGUGCUGAUGACGUUAUUCAGAAGAACAAUGAAAGCUCCUCGAUUAAUUACUUUAACUUGGAGGAGGAGAGUCCAUCAAAAUAAACUACUUGAGCUAAAAUUCUCCUCCACUUCUAAUAGAGUCUGACUGAAGAAUGUCGGAGAGCUAAUUGACUGUUUCAUGAUGCACGUACAAACAAUCCCAAAUGAGAUAAAGCUUCUCGUGGCAAGCGCAUUAACACUUUUAUUAUUAUUUUUUUUUAUUAUCAUCAGCUUUAUUCAAUAUUAUAUU